Molecule: messenger RNA, 827 nt
Organism: Vespa mandarinia (Asian giant hornet)
Lineage: Eukaryota; Metazoa; Arthropoda; Insecta; Hymenoptera; Vespidae
Gene: mRpL50
Product: mitochondrial ribosomal protein L50
Cellular component (GO): mitochondrion; mitochondrial large ribosomal subunit
Source: RefSeq, a predicted model, not a curated record
UGCUGCCGCUGCUGCGUGCGCUCCGUUUCGUUUCUCUCUCCGACGGUCGACGAUGAAAAAUAUGGCGGCGCUCAUCAGGCAUGCCUCAUACAGGAUUCCGUUUAAAAGUACGUCCGCGCUAUUUGCGGUCACUACGACGACGAACGCACGUCGCGACGUUGCGCGCUUCGCGAGUAAGCUGAGUUCCGCUGACGAUGCCUUGAAGCAGAAUCCGAAGUUGGAAGCUACCAGGAAGUCUCUUUCCGCGAAAGGAUUUCUUCGAUCAAUAAAGUCAUACGAUCCACCUUCCGACGUAAAUGAACGGAUUGACAAAAUCUGUGCGGGCCAACAAAUCUCGACGAGGGACGAGGCGAAGCUCGAGGGCGGUCUUUCGCGCUUUAAAAUCUUUGCAGCCUGUGCGGAAGAGUUCAAGCAUUCCGUGCCAAAUUCGUUGCUUUGCAUAAUCGAAACGGUCGGAGAUCUAAAAGAAUUUUAUCAUACUCCGGUGGACACUGCCACACCACUCGAAACAUUACGAAGGAUGCAGCUUCCGAAGAAUUUACACGUACAAUAUGAAUACCAUCGUUUCCAUCCUGAUACAGACACGAUGUUUGGUGGCAAGACGGCUUUUCCGCUCAGCUCGACUCUCGUCACUGGUUUGAAAUACAAGAAGAAAUACAAAGGUUUCAAGCUGGAGGAUCCAUUUUAUCAAGAAUAUAAACGAAUUAAAUAAAAUUGUACCAUUUAUAUUUCGAAGAAUUCUCGUAUUAUUUCCUAUCGAGUUCGUAUCGAGAAAUGGAUUACUUAAUAUAUGAAAAAAAUAAAAAACGUGAAAUUUUCUAGCCAUA